Molecule: messenger RNA, 957 nt
Organism: Penicillium chermesinum
Lineage: Eukaryota; Fungi; Ascomycota; Eurotiomycetes; Eurotiales; Aspergillaceae
Exons: 2
Coding region: 1-957 (318 amino acids)
Source: RefSeq, a predicted model, not a curated record
AUGCAUUCCCAUCAUACCACGAGUCUGCUCCAGAAGCCGCUCGAACCCAUCUCCAAACUCGUUCCUUACUCUGCGUUGAUUCUCUCUGUCAUUCUCAUCAUUCUCUUUCUGAUCCGUUUCUAUCUGCUGGAAGGCUUCCUCAUCCAGCGUGUCUAUGGCAGAAGCUAUUCCGACAUGAAUGAAACCAACCGCCGGGGCUUCAUCAACCACCACAUCGCGGGCUUGAUGAAAAUCACCAUCCUUAUUGUGGCCGCAUACCCAUUUUUGACCGUCGCCUUCGGCAAUUCGACGUUCAACACCCCCUUUUCCCAUGGAUCCCCGGUCACCAAAGGCGACCUGCUGGUGGUGGUGGCCCAGAUGUUGAUUGCCAUCUACGUCUUUGAGCUCCUCUACCGCGUGAAGCUGUCCCCUGUCGCCGUGCUACACCACGUGGGCACCAUCAUCAUUGGCCAAACCAGUCUAGCCAUCAGUCUGCAGCUGACCCGCGAGCCGGAUGCGGACAUCGAAUUCGUUCUGUGUACAAUUUGGGGCGCAUUUGACACUAUUUCGGAAUUAUUCCCUCAUGUUGCGAUCAUCCUCUACCGCGUCUACCCAACCCGCCAUUCCUUCCUGCGCCGUCUCUUCUUAUGGUCCUGCUGCAUUACGGCGAUCGGUACCCUCUGUGAAACCAUCGUGACCAUGUCCCUGUUCGGGCUGUUGUGGCAUCAGUGGCAGAUGGCAUUCAAAGUGACCACGCCGCUCCUGCACAUCGCCUUUUCCGCGGCCCAGAUCCAUGGCAGUCUCGUGUUCUGGCGUCUGUAUCGAAAGCAAGGGGAGUAUCUGAAACGUGAAAAGGAGGACGCAGAGAUGCAGCAUGAUAAGAUGGAAAUUUUCAAGCUGGCAGAGCCACCUAAGGCGGUAGUCACGACUCAAGACUCAAGAGCGUGUGUCGAUUGGCCAUUCGCGAAGGAUACAUAA